This is a messenger RNA of Paramisgurnus dabryanus, 2413 nucleotides long. Its product is annotated as C-C chemokine receptor type 7-like. NCBI's taxonomy places the organism in Eukaryota, Metazoa, Chordata, Actinopteri, Cypriniformes, Cobitidae. Gene Ontology annotation, biological process: cell chemotaxis; calcium-mediated signaling; immune response. Gene Ontology annotation, molecular function: C-C chemokine receptor activity; C-C chemokine binding. The record is from RefSeq and is a predicted model, not a curated record. Gene Ontology annotation, cellular component: membrane; external side of plasma membrane.
AAUACAAUCAAGUAAGAAGUCAUUUUUGCAGUGAACCCACAACAAUAAAAAGAAGAAAACUUUCAAAAAAAAAAAAUUUCCCCAUUUUUUAUUCAUAGAUAACAACAAAUGAGAUUUUUAUGAUAUUUUGACCAUUUAACUAGGAAAUGUCCCCGGUUUUCAUUUAAAAAAUCUGGUCACCUUAGCUAACAAGCCAAAAAAAACAGAAAUAAGUUUUUAUAAGCUGUCGACCUCAAAAAACGAGCGUUUAAAGACAACAAAAGUGAAAACAGGCAACUUUUCAUACAGUACUCAUAUUACUAGAACAGCGUUCACUAGGGGGAAACGUAGUCGGCGAUCCACUUUUUUCUCCUUAAAGGCUGGGUUUUACGGCUCGACAGCUUAUAAAAACUUAUUUCUGGGUUUUUUGGCUUGUUAGCUCUACAUAUUGUCACACAGCAGCUUUUAUACAUUAUUCUGUUUUUGUUAUAAACCAGAAAUGACAAGGAGGCAGCCUCUCGCAAUACAAAGUCAAUGGAGGGUUUGGAUUGUUUUCCCCCCCGGUGGGCGUGGUUUUCAUGCUGCGCUCUGACUUUGUUUACCACCGAAAUAACUGUGAAGAUGUUAUAUUAAGGAAUGGCAAGCUACGAUCUAACCACAGACAAUUAUGUAACUCCGUUUAAUUACGAUUAUGACUCGACCGACAGCACAAUUGAACCUGACAUUGUUGAGCUAUGUGAAGCCAGCGAAAAGCAAGAGUUGACAAUCAGGAUUGUCCAAACAACAGUCUUCGUCAUCGUUUUCCUUAUAGGCAUAGUUGGAAACGGGCUGGUCAUUGCCACCUCCGCGCUGUACCGCCGUCUUCGUUGCAUGACCGACAUUUUCCUUUUCUACCUCGCUCUGUCUGAUAUGUUGCUCCUGUUGACUUUGCCACUGCAGACAGGCGAAACUCUGAUGGGCAGCUGGGAGUUUGGCGAGGGGCUCUGUAAGCUAAACCAUGGCAUGGAUGCCAUUAACACCUACAGCGGCCUGCUGCUUUUGGCAUGCAUUAGUGUGGACCGCUAUUUGGUGGUGGUUCGCACCAGGGCCGUGCGAAGGGUGAAUUCUGGGGUGCUGUCUGCGAUUGGGGUUGCACUCACUUCUAUCGUGCUGAGCCUGCCGGACUUGCUCUUCUCAUCUGUAAGCAAAGAUAUGGGUACGAAUAACUCCUUGUGUGACAUGACCGUGUGGGAAGAUGAAGGAAGUAAAUGGAAGCUAUGGGCCCAAGUGGCAAAAAUUGCAGGGAUUUGUAUUCCCUGCGUGGCAAUGGUAGUUUGUUACGGUGCAAUAGGCCGUGUGUUGGUCCGUGCCGGCGGGCAAGGCUGGCGUAGACAGAGAACUCUUCGCCUGAUGGCAUUGCUCGUGGCACUGUUCCUGCUGUUUCCGUUACCGUACACCAUUGUGCUUUUAGUCAAAAUAUUCAAGACAUCACUAACCUGUGACGAAUUUACCACAUUCCAACUUGAGGAAAACAUCACGCUGAGCCUAGCCUACGUACGUUGCUGUCUGAAUCCUCUGCUUUACGCUCUGGUUGGUGUGAGGUUCAGAAAUGACAUUGCAAGAUUGUUGACGGAUACCGGGUGCAUGUGCCUGUCACAUCUAACACCACCUUAUGAGAAUGGCAGCUCGGUUACGCCCUCCUCACCUGCUCCGUCCACUGUAACGCACCAGUCCUCCGUCUACCUGGCUGCUUAAACCACACCUGCAAAACUGGCAAAUACCACCCAAACCUAAAUUUUUCCUGAGCCUGUAUCUAAAAUAAAUUCAUUAUUAUUCAUUAUUAGAGACAUAACUGCAUUUGAUAGAUUUAAAAGCAUAUUUUUAUUUUUAAAGAGUGUGCCAUGUAUGCUUCUUGGUAAUGUUUCGGUAGUUUUGUAAUAUUUUUUUUCUUCCUAUUUUUAGUAUAAUGACAAAAAAUGUUUUGGUACAAAAAUAAUAAAAAAAACAAAUAAUUAUUUUAUAAAAUACUUUCUUGCUGUACAGAAUAUAUCUCACUGUUGUUAUUUUGUAUUUUACAGCUUAACAUGCUUGCAAGACAUGCAUUUUUUUCUUUCUUUAAUUUCCUUUAUUUUCAAAUAAGCACCAAGUUUUUUUAUAGAAAAAUGCAAAUAAAAGUCAGUCUGAACUUAAGUAGUCUUGUAUAUUUGAACAGGAACAUCUUAAAGGGAUAGUUCACCCAAAAAUGAAUAUUCUGUCAUCUACUCACAUUUACAUGUAGGCAUUUAGUAGAUGCUUUUAUCCAAAGCGACUAACAAAGAUUAGAAAACAAUAAAGCGAUAUGUUAUAGGGAGGCAAUAUACAAAAGGGACUUAUACCAAGUUUUCACUAUUCCAACACAAUACUUGUUGAGAGAAGAAGAAAGAGUUAGUAUGAUUUUUUUGUCUUAUUCUUCUUC